AUCACGGGUGAUGGGUGGACAAGCUUUUGUCAGGAUCAUUAUCUCACGGUUACUCUGCACUACGUGAGCAAUGGCCAGGUAAAGGAAAAGGUCCUAAAAACCAAAGCCGUGUACCAAUCUCAGACAGGCUCAGCUGUAGCAGAGGAGAUUGAUUACAUUUUAGAAGAAUAUGGUGUACGGGAAAAGGUUGUGGCAGCAACUGUAGACAAUGCAGCGAACAUGGAUGUAGCCAUCAAACAGCUGCAAAUUGUCAAAUUUCCAUGCUUCGCUCAUACGCUGAACCUGGGAGCGCAAAAGCUGUACAACUGCACUGCCAUAUCCAAUUGGGCAGCACGAGUUCGAGCAGUUGUUGUCUGGAUGAAGAGGUCACACAUGGCAAAAGUUGUUCUUAAAGAGAAACAAGACUUGCUCAAGCUGCCCAAGCACAUGCUCCUCCUGGAUGUAAGGACCAGAUGGAAUUCCCUCUAUUUGAUGAUGGAGAGAUUCACCGAGCAGUUCCCUGCUAUCCAGGCUGCAGCCAUAGAUCCACGCAUAAGAAGGCCCAUGGAGAAGGAAAGGUUGGACAGAAUAGGCAACGAGGACUUAAGGAAAGCAGAGGAGUUUGUGCAUCUCAUGCGGAAGCAUUACACCUCCACACUGGCCGUCUCCAGCGACAAAAGUGCAACCUGCGGUGAGAUUUUGCCCAUCUUGCAGAAGCUGGAGCAACAGUACACUGUGCAGGAAGGUGACUCUGCGUUCACAAGGAGCAUCAAGGAGAACAUUUGGAAGGAUCUCUCCAAACGCUACCAGGGAACUGACAUUCAGAGAUUCCUGGAGGAAGCCACCAUCUUGGACCCCAGAUUUAAAUACAAAGUGAAAAGUGAUGCAGUCUGGGACAGGAUCAGGGAAGCUGCAAUAACAGCAAAUACAGUGGCAGCAAGAGAUGAGCUCCCAGGGGAAGGAGAGACACAGAGGGAAGGCUGCGAAGAUGGGGAGGAGGAAGAAGUAGAGGAAUACUAUGCACUGCCACCACCAUCAAAAAAGACAGCCUUGGAAGAACUAUUCGAGGAGGAGGACAACGAGCUGCAGUCAAUCCGUGAAUCACAGCCCCGUCUUUCCCUGGCUCAGAAGGUGGAUCAGGAAAUCCAGUUCUACAAAAGCCUGCCCUCCAUCCCCUGCAGGGAUAGCGCCGCACUGUGGUGGUGGAACAAGCAGGAUACGCUGCCCUUGCUAUCUGGACUGGCUGAAAACUACCUCUGUGUGCAGGCUUCCUCCACCCCAUCUGAGAGGGUGUUCUCCACGGCUGGAGACACCAUAAGCCCCGAAAGAUCCCGUAUCCUUCCAGAAAAAGCAGAUAUGCUCAUAUUUCUGCAAAAGAACUGUUAAUUUUCCCUACUACUACUUGAGUGCACACACACACACUCACACUCACACUCACACUCACACUCACACACACACACACACACACACACACACACACACACACACACACACACACACACACACACUGUGCUUGUGAUUACAUUGUUCUUGUAAUUACAUGAUUCAGUAUUUGUUAUUUGUUGUUAUUUGUUACAUUUUCUUGUACAGAAAAGCAGAUAUGUUCAUCUGCAAAAGAACUGUUAAUUUUUUUUACACACACA
This is a messenger RNA of Eleginops maclovinus (Patagonian blennie), 1622 nucleotides long. Its product is annotated as E3 SUMO-protein ligase ZBED1-like. The transcript is spliced from 6 exons. Gene Ontology annotation, cellular component: nucleus. The record is from RefSeq and is a predicted model, not a curated record. Lineage: Eukaryota; Metazoa; Chordata; Actinopteri; Perciformes; Eleginopidae. The coding region runs from base 220 to 1365 and encodes 381 amino acids. Gene Ontology annotation, molecular function: DNA binding; protein dimerization activity. Gene Ontology annotation, biological process: regulation of transcription by RNA polymerase II.